AUGAAUAAUGAGAACACGCCGACUACUAUGGGACCAAAUACUAUCUUAAUUGGGAAUCAAUCUAGUGGAGAGGGAGGAGACAAAACAGAACGGCCUCUGGAGAUGGCAGCUGGAAAAGGAAACACGCAACGAAGGCUACAACUGGAGCAUAAGGAAAAUGGAGGAAGAACAUGGGCAAAUAUGGUAGAGGGAAAUAAAUUGGCUACUAAGGGAAUGGAGCUUCGAUUUGUUCCACCAACAAUAAUAAAUGGGGAGAAGGUUGCAGAAUUAACACAGACAGAUGUGAAAACUGAGAAUGAGAAAUGGAAGUUUGCGUUAAUUGGGUAUAUGGUUGGAGGCACACCUACAAUUGCAGCAAUGGAAAGGUAUGUUGCAGCUCAAGGGAACUUUGAGACUAAACCAAAAAUAUAUUAUCACAAUGCAGGAUACUUUGUGAUAAAUUUCAGUUCUGAGGAAGACAAGAGUCAAUUGCUAUGUGUAGGUCCUCAUAUGAUGAACAAUAGGCCGAUAAAUUUGAAGCCUUGGACCAGUGAUUUUAAUUUUGAUGAGGAAGAAUUGAAAACUAUUCCAAUUUGGGUGAAACUACCAAACCUUCCAUUAAGCUGUUGGAGUCCUAUAGCUUUGAGCAAAAUUGGAAGUGGGCUGGGUCUACCUUUGUAUGCAGAUAAUUGUACUACUAAUUCAACCAGAAUUUCCUAUGCUAGGAUACUUGUGGAAAUAGAUGUUACAAGAGAAUUGCCAAACAGUGUUAAGGUGAAGGAUCCGCAAGGAAGGAUGUUUGAACAAGCAUUAUGGUAUGAUUGGAAGUUGAUAUCUUGUCCUAAAUGCUUACAAAUAGGACACAAAUGUCAAACAGAAAAGCAAAACCAGAAUGAGAAUAAGCCAGGGCCACAACAGAGGAUGAAACAGCAUCAACAGAAAACAGAAUGGAAGAUUGUUGGAAACAUAGACAAUAACAAGAGUUUGCAGAUCAAUGAAACAGAAAAAGCAAUUCAGCAGGAAAUGAUACAGCAAGGAGUUGAUGAUGAUGAUGGAGAUUGGAGAGAAGUGAGGGGACGAUCAGCAGCAAAAAAUCCACACAUUCCUCAGAAUGGUAGCCAUAUAACAGUGUUGAAUGGUUUCAAGAUGCUAGUUGAAGGAGGAAAACCUGGGGGACAAAGCUCAAAGCAACAUAUUCAGACUAGUCCAGGGACAUGUGGAGAGACAGGGGAAACGGGAAUGACCAUCAUCCUCAAAUAUGCUAAUAGUUACCUGGAAUGUGAGGGGUUUCAAUAA
Nicotiana attenuata is the source of this 1275-nucleotide messenger RNA. RefSeq lists its product as uncharacterized. NCBI's taxonomy places the organism in Eukaryota, Viridiplantae, Streptophyta, Magnoliopsida, Solanales, Solanaceae. The coding region runs from base 1 to 1275 and encodes 424 amino acids. The transcript has a single exon. The record is from RefSeq and is a predicted model, not a curated record.